Molecule: messenger RNA, 666 nt
Organism: Trichoplax adhaerens
Lineage: Eukaryota; Metazoa; Placozoa; Uniplacotomia; Trichoplacea; Trichoplacidae
Exons: 3
Biological process (GO): regulation of DNA-templated transcription
Molecular function (GO): DNA binding; nuclear receptor activity
Source: RefSeq, a predicted model, not a curated record
AAUGAUGUUAUCAAGAAGUUACUGGAAGCUGAACCGCCUAUGCUACCUGCUUGUCCAGAUCCAGAAGCCGAAGACUCUGGCAUACGAACUAUAACUAUAAUCUGUGAAAUGGUAGAAAGAGAGUUAGUUAUGGUAAUUGAUUGGGCGAAAAGAAUUCCUGGGUAUACCAGUCUUUGUUUGAACGAUCAAGUAGUAUUAUUGCAAGCAUCCUGGCUUGAAGUAUUUAUGAUUGAUCUAGCGUUCCGUUCGAUGCCAUAUGAUAACAAACUUGUUUACGCAUGUGAUAUGGUUAUGGGACAUAAGCAAUCUCGUGCGGCUGGGUUAGACGAAAUAAAUAGGCACGCUUUUGAAUUGGUCACUAAGUAUAGAAGCAUUAGUAUGGAUAAGCAAGAAUUUGCUUGCUUAAAAGCGAUUGCGCUAGUUAACUCCGAUUCAAGAAAUCUAACCGAUGUCAGUCGUGUAGAGUCGGUUCAAGGGACUUUAUAUCUGGCACUUCAGCGGUAUACAUUGUUGAAUUACCCCGAACAACCUUUGCGAUUUGCUCAAUUAUUAAUGACUUUACCAGAAUUAAAGGCAAUUAGCUCUAGGGGAAUAGAAAAACUUUUUAGUAUCAAAGUCGCAGGAGAGGUACCAAUGUACAACCUAUUGUUAGAAAUGUUGGAAGCG